This is a messenger RNA of Cyphomyrmex costatus, 798 nucleotides long. RefSeq names its product ras-related protein Rab-30. The transcript has 5 exons. The record is from RefSeq and is a predicted model, not a curated record. Bases 129 to 746 code for a protein of 205 amino acids. Gene Ontology annotation, molecular function: GTPase activity; GTP binding. NCBI's taxonomy places the organism in Eukaryota, Metazoa, Arthropoda, Insecta, Hymenoptera, Formicidae.
GGCGGUGCCGCGGUUGGUCAUCGAAGUCCCCCGUAUUGCACGGAUGCGCCGUCCUUGUUGAGCGGGCGACUCGCGAGCGCGGACCUUCACCGUGGACCCCCGCCUCCUGGUGCUGGACAGUGGUGAACAUGGAGGACUACAAAUUUCUCUUCAAGGUCGUGCUCGUGGGGAACGCCGGUGUGGGCAAGACCUGUCUGGUGCGACGAUUUACUCAGGGUUUAUUUCCACCUGGACAAGGUGCAACAAUUGGAGUUGAUUUUAUGAUAAAAACUGUUGAAGUAGAAAAUGAAAAAGUCAAGUUGCAAAUCUGGGAUACUGCAGGUCAGGAAAGAUUUCGUUCCAUUACUCAAAGUUAUUAUAGAUCAGCACAUGCAUUGAUAUUAGUUUAUGAUAUUUCUUGUCAACCUACAUUCGAUUGUUUGCUAGAUUGGUUGAGGGAAAUCGAAGAAUAUGCAAGUAAUAAAGUUCUUAGGAUAUUAGUAGGAAAUAAAAUUGAUCGAGAAGAUAGAGAGAUACCGACGCACGUGGGAGAAGAUUUUGCACAAAGGCAUGGCAUGUACUUUUUAGAAACGUCCGCUAAAGAGGCGGAAAAUGUAGAGAGAUUAUUUAUGGAAAUAGCAGCUGAACUUAUGGAGCAAGCACGCUGUAAGGAAUUACCUCGAUAUGAAACGAAUACAACUUCAAUAAAUGGUAAAACAACGUCAAUCGGUGAUAGUAGUAAUUGCGGUUGUAGCAGACUCUUUUAAAUAAUUUUUAUAUGUUAUAUUAUACCUUUUUUUAUAGACACGGUGAUUGAAA